AAGAGAGAGAGAGACACGGAGCUCAGCACAGGGGGGAGCUGUCCGAAAAAAACACACCAACAACACCCCGAAUAAGAAAAACUGCCUAGGGUUGGUGUCAUUUUUCGGCGUAGACGGGUUAUUUGACUUGUUUCAGACCAGAGAUUUGUGUAAAUGCUAAUAACACCAGAAUAAGGUUAGAGGGAAGCGUAUUUUUUUCUGGGUAAAGUCACCUCGCCAAAUGAACUCCGUCAGAGCGAGCAGCAGGAGACCCAGGCGAGUGUCGAGGCCGCGCCCGGUGCAGCCGGAAAGAAACAACGCAGAAAGAGACGUUUUGGAUGUGGACACUGACUAGAUGCACAUGUAGGCACAAGGCAGGCAGAGAGAGUGACCAGUGCCAUGGCUGAACAGAUAAGGAUUUCCUUUUGUGUUGAUAUUUUGCCCUGAUGUACUUUUUGUUGCCUUGCCAUCUUGUCUGUGAAGUCUGCUAUUGAUGGACCAGUCAGCUGUACCAAUUGUGCUGUAGGGAAGGACAGACCGUAAGGCUCUCAGGUGAUCAGUACACCAGGUAUUGACAGAUGAGGACAUCCCUGCAGAUAUGGUUGCAGAAGAAUCUGGUCCAGGAGCUCAAAACAGUCCAUACCAACUCCGUAGAAAGUCCCUGUUGCCUAAACGAACCGUGUGCCCCGCAAAAAACAGUAUGGAGGGAGCCUCCACUUCAGCCACAGAAAAUUUCGGUCACAGAGCUAAACGUGCAAGAGUGUCGGGAAAAUCCCAGGACCUGCCAGCUGCCCCUGCGGAGCAGUAUCUCCAAGAGAAGCUUCCGGAUGAAGUCGUUCUGAAGAUCUUCUCCUACCUGCUGGAGCAGGACUUGUGCCAGGCUGCCUGCGUAUGCAAGCGUUUCAGUGAGCUUGCAAAUGACCCCAUUCUCUGGAAAAGACUAUACAUGGAGGUGUUUGAGUACACACGACCCAUGAUGCAUCCAGAGCCGGGGAAGUUCUACCAGAUCAACCCGGAAGAGUAUGAGCAACCAAACCCAUGGAAAGAGAGCUUUCAGCAGUUGUAUAAAGGAGCACAUGUAAAGCCUGGUUUUGCAGAACACUUUUAUAGUAAUCCAGCCAGAUACAAAGGCAGAGAGAAUAUGUUGUAUUAUGACACCAUUGAGGAUGCACUUGGAGGGGUGCAAGAGGCCCAUUUUGAUGGCCUGAUAUUUGUGCAUUCUGGCAUUUACACAGAUGAAUGGAUCUACAUUGAAUCCCCCAUCACAAUGAUUGGCGCAGCCUCAGGGAAGGUAGCCGACAAGGUUGUUAUUGAAAACACUAGAGAUUCAACGUUUGUGUUUAUGGAGGGAUCUGAAGAUGCAUAUGUGGGCUACAUGACCAUCAGGUUCAACCCUGAUGAUAAGUCAGCACAGCAUCAUAAUGCUCACCACUGUUUAGAGAUCACGGUUAACUGCAGCCCCAAUAUCGACCACUGCGUUAUCCGCAGCACCUGCACAGUGGGAUCAGCAGUGUGUGUAAGUGGUCAGGGUGCCGGACCUACCAUUAAACACUGCAACAUCAGCGAUUGUGAAAACGUUGGACUGUACAUCACUGAUCACGCACAGGGUAUUUAUGAAGAUAACGAAAUCUCAAACAAUGCUCUUGCGGGUAUCUGGGUAAAAAACCAUGGCAAUCCUAUCAUCAGACGUAAUCAUAUCCACCAUGGCAGAGAUGUAGGAGUGUUUACCUUUGACCAUGGCAUGGGCUACUUUGAGAGCUGUAAUAUCCAUAGGAACAGGAUUGCAGGGUUUGAGGUGAAAGCGUAUGCUAACCCGACUGUGGUACGCUGUGAGAUCCACCACGGCCAAACGGGGGGCAUCUAUGUUCACGAGAAAGGCCGAGGCCAGUUCAUAGAAAACAAAAUCUAUGCCAAUAACUUUGCUGGCGUGUGGAUCACCUCCAACAGUGACCCGACAAUAAGGGGAAAUGCCAUCUUCAAUGGAAACCAAGGAGGCGUUUACAUAUUUGGUGAUGGGAGGGGCCUCAUUGAGGGAAAUGAUAUUUAUGGAAAUGCCCUGGCUGGCAUUCAGAUCAGAACGAACAGCUGUCCUAUAGUAAGGCACAACAAGAUCCAUGACGGCCAGCAUGGAGGAAUCUAUGUGCAUGAGAAGGGCCAAGGUGUAAUAGAAGAAAAUGAGGUAUACAGCAACACUCUGGCCGGCGUGUGGGUGACCACAGGAAGCACGCCAGUACUCAGAAGGAACAGGAUACACAGUGGAAAACAGGUUGGGGUGUAUUUUUAUGACAAUGGACAUGGUGUACUGGAAGAUAAUGAUAUCUACAAUCAUAUGUACUCUGGAGUCCAGAUCAGAACUGGCAGCAAUCCGAAAAUCAGAAGAAACAAAAUUUGGGGUGGACAAAAUGGAGGCAUCCUUGUUUACAACUCUGGGCUGGGUUUUAUCGAGGACAAUGAGAUCUUUGAUAAUGCCAUGGCGGGGGUGUGGAUUAAGACGGACAGCAACCCCACGCUGCGCAGGAAUAAGAUCCAUGAUGGACGGGAUGGGGGUAUUUGCAUAUUCAAUGGCGGGAGGGGGUUGUUGGAAGAGAACGACAUCUUCAGGAACGCACAGGCUGGUGUUCUCAUCAGCACAAACAGCCACCCGGUGCUGCGGAAGAACCGGAUAUUUGACGGCUUUGCUGCAGGCAUUGAAAUCACAAACCAUGCAACGGCGACUCUGGAAGGCAAUCAAAUAUUCAACAACAGAUUUGGAGGCUUAUUUCUAGCCUCUGGUGUCAAUGUUACAAUGAAAGAUAAUAAAAUCAUGAACAAUCAGGAUGCCAUAGAAAAGGCAGUGAGCAGAGGUCAGUGCCUGUACAAGAUUUCCAGUUACACCAGCUACCCCAUGCACGAUUUCUACAGGUGUCACACCUGUAACACAACAGACCGGAAUGCAAUUUGUGUGAAUUGUAUUAAGAAGUGCCACCAAGGGCAUGAUGUGGAGUUUAUACGGCAUGAUAGGUUUUUUUGUGACUGUGGCGCGGGUACAUUGUCCAAUCCUUGCACAUUGGCCGGAGAGCCGACCCAUGACACGGACACUCUGUAUGACUCGGCACCUCCCAUAGAAUCCAACACAUUACAGCACAACUGAGAGCGAGCUCAUCCUUCAUCACAGCACCCUGGUCUUUAUCUUACCUGCCUACAAAUCCAGAGCGCCUGCCAUUUCUGGGCCAGAGAGACCUGGUGUGCAAAGUGUGUGGAUAACAAAAGAUGUCAGACUUUGAAUUAAUCAUUUUAAGAGAAACUAUCUUUGGAAAGGUGAAAUGCAGAACUCUGAAACCGUGUAAAGCUGCCUCAGUACUGUGUGCAGACACUCCUGUAUAUUGCUAACUGAGAAUGCAAGGAGUUCUCUCCACAUCUGCUUGGGAGCGUGAUGGAUGAUUUGGAAGAGUGAAAUAUUGUGAAGCAAUAUGUUGACUCAGGAUUAUGGAGAUUGUGGAGGUGGGUGCCACAGUGGUGGUGUUUGGGAAGGGACUGGAGUAGACUUUAUUUGGUCCUUCCAAUCGCAUAGCCCUACGCUGUGCGCCCUGCCCUGUGCAACUUCAGUUCUAUGUGGAGAUUCAAGACAAGUUCUGCUGCAGUUUAUGUACAGAUUUGACCGCGACCGGAGCCACUAGGAGCUACAGAUUGCGGUUUCUCAGAUUAGAGGCAGAGCCAUACCAUUAUGGCUCCCUGGCUGGUGACUUUUUUUUUGUUUUGUUUUUUUGUUUUUGACAGCAGAUGUGCUGAAAUAUAUGUAUGAUAUAAAAAAUUAACAAACAAACAAAAAAACAACAAAAAAUACCAAUGUGAUUAGCACUUGCUUUUUUUAUUUUAAAUGUUAAUAUGUUAUUCUGAUCUACAAAUAUGAUUUUAAUGCUUUCUCAUGUAGUUUUAUAUUUUCAGGCAAAAAAAAAAUCUUACUGUAUUUGAAUGUCUUUUAUUUUAUUAUAUAUUAUUAUUAUUAUUGUUAUUAAUAUUUUUUUGUUAGCACACAUUAGGCUUGCUGUAAUCAUACACAUGUCUCAGCAUAUAAGUUCUUUCUGUGAAAGAGGAAUAACAAAGAAAAGAUCAGAAAACGAACACUAAAUUUUCCUCCAGCAUUUUUCUUUUUAAUGAGAUGACUUCUUUAAAGUUAAAUUCUUUUAUGUGAGUGAUUGAUGUGUGGAACUUACGGUCGUGCAUUUUCAGAAAUGUUUGCAUCACCUUUGUUGCUGCCAUUAUUAGAAAAGGGUUAUUUUUGCCUAUUGUAUAUAACUUUCUCAUUCUCAAGUUCCCUUUCUUAGUAUUUGGAGCUUUCAUCUCCAAGCGGUUUGAAGUGUUAACUAAGGGCCCAAAGAAUUCUGAAACAUGUUUGACCAUUAAUCUUACAGAGAAUGUAAAGAAAAGAUUUCUAUUAAAAACAAUCCCUGAGCAUUUUCAUUCAGUUAAUUGUUGUUCAUGUGGUCAUAGCAUCACUGUUAAAAGUGCAUCCUGACUAUUUUAUUGCUUUCUUUUGGGCCCAUGGCCUGACUUGUGCCUGUUUUGCUGAUUUUGAAAAGCCUUGCUGGAGUUGGUUAUAUCAGAGGCCUCUGGCCUCUUUAAAGCUGAGACAAGUAUCUCUACAGCCCCAUUGUCUUUUUGCCCCUCAAACUCCAUCUAUGUGUAAUGUGGUGACUGUGGCUUCUCAUGCAGCCUGAAUUUUAUGCAUGUGUACCAUAACAUCUAGACUUAAUAUAUUGUGAAGUCUUCAAUAACCAUUAUGUAGAUGCUAGUAUGAAUUUUAAAAUGGUUUAAUUUCCUAGAAAAGAACAGAAACUGGUCAUUUUUAAGAAAAUAAACUUUAUUAGAUCAA
This is a messenger RNA of Rhinichthys klamathensis goyatoka, 4831 nucleotides long. It is a transcript of the gene fbxo11b, whose product is annotated as F-box protein 11b. Lineage: Eukaryota; Metazoa; Chordata; Actinopteri; Cypriniformes; Leuciscidae. Gene Ontology annotation, molecular function: protein binding; zinc ion binding. The transcript has 24 exons. The coding region runs from base 578 to 3109 and encodes 843 amino acids. Gene Ontology annotation, biological process: protein ubiquitination; regulation of apoptotic process; ubiquitin-dependent protein catabolic process. The record is from RefSeq and is a predicted model, not a curated record.